AUGACGAGAAGCGCUAGCACUUCCCCAACUCAAGUGAAGGCGCCGCGACGUUCAUCUCGGGUGAAGUCGACAACAACGUCCGUUAAUGUCGGGAGCGAGACCGAGGACGAACAGAAGGUGACGGAGCCUGCUCUGGGCCCAGAGAGUGAGAUCGCAUCAACCGAGGAUGAACAGAAGGUGACGGAAUCUGCGCUGGACCCAGUGAGUGGGAUCACGACAGUGCUGCCGGCCGCUGAGAAGUUUAAAGUCACGGGUUGGGAUCUCGAAAACUUCGGUACGAAGUUCCGACCUCAUCUCCAAGAUUAUCUAACGGCCAAGAAGCGAAUCGGCGCCCACUGGGAAGUUUUGUAUGCAAAUCUGCUUGAAGUGGAGUACAUCAAGGAAGAUUAUUCCGAAGAACAUGAGAGGAAACAAGUGGAAACACACAAAAACUCGAUAGAGCGCAAUGAAGAAGCGGAGUACUGGGAGCGAGAACGCAUCAAAGCUGAACGACACCAGUACAAUCGUGAGGCCAAGUCCAGGAACCGCAAAGACCUACGGGACUACGCCCAGGAAGCACGAGAUAGACAUUGGAAGCGCAAACGCGAGAAGUAUGAGGGCAAGCUGAAGGCUAUCGCACAACGCAUGGGCCACGGCUGGGAGCGGACAGCGGACGAAUACAAAUACCGAAUCCGGGAAAUCAUCUGUCAGCCCGCGAACGAAUGGAUGUGGACAAAGCAAGAUAUGGAAAUGCAUUGCCAGCAUCUGCGUUUGGACCCAUUCGGUGAUGUGAAUGCUCGUUUGGUCUCCUACAUGGAGAAGGUCCAAGACGUGAUUGAAAAACACGGGUUGUCGCAACAGCUCAAGAUGAAGGGGACGAUGAAGACGUUUAUCAAAGUCAUUGCGGCUCGAAUAUCCCCCAGUGAUCUGCGUCAACUGGAAGACCAGGUCAUGGCAAUUGAGGCCGGCGAUUUGAUGCAGUUCGCGAAGGUGCUGCGUGAGCAACUCGAGAGAAUCUACCAGGCCGAACUGCCGAAUACCUAG
Messenger RNA from Aphanomyces invadans, 1023 nucleotides. RefSeq lists its product as hypothetical. The record is from RefSeq and is a predicted model, not a curated record. The transcript has 6 exons. Bases 1 to 1023 code for a protein of 340 amino acids. Lineage: Eukaryota; Oomycota; Saprolegniomycetes; Saprolegniales; Verrucalvaceae.